Molecule: messenger RNA, 2130 nt
Organism: Naegleria lovaniensis
Lineage: Eukaryota; Heterolobosea; Eutetramitea; Acrasida; Naegleriidae
Exons: 8
Coding region: 1-2130 (709 amino acids)
Biological process (GO): long-chain fatty acid biosynthetic process; ceramide catabolic process; sphingosine biosynthetic process
Cellular component (GO): extracellular region
Molecular function (GO): N-acylsphingosine amidohydrolase activity
Source: RefSeq, a predicted model, not a curated record
AUGACAGUAGGCUUGUUCUCAUUGUUGAUCAAAGCCGCUAAAAUUCCAAUGGAUGAAAAUAAUUACAUGAUCGGAGCUGGUAUUUACGAUAUCACAGGACCAGCUGCCGAAGUUGGUAUGAUGGGUUAUGCCAUGGUUGACCAAAGAACAAAAGGAAUUCACUUUCGUUUGAGAGCUAGAGCUUUUGUGAUUGCUGAACGAACAAAUCCAAAAAAUAGAAUUGCUUUUGUGAGUGCAGACAUUUGUUUUGGAACUCAAUCCGUUCGAUUGGGAGUUGUUCCUAAAUUACAAGAAAAGUAUGGAGAUUUGUACACAUUGGAUAAUGUUGCCAUCAGUGCAAUCCAUACACACUCUGGACCAGGUGGUUACAGUUUCUUUGCUGUCUAUGACAUGACAACCUUUGGUUUUGAUAAUCAAAAUUACCAAGCCAUUGUGGAAGGUGUUUAUCAAGCCAUUGUUCGUGCUCAUGAAAAUCUUUCUCAAGGUGGUAGAAUCUACAUGAAUUCUGAUCGUUUAUUCUUCAGUAAUAUUAACAGAUCUCCAACGAGUUAUAUUUUGAACCCACCUGAAGAACGAAAGCUUUAUGAAAUUGACGGUGACACCGACAAGACCAUGGUCGUUCUCAGAUUGGAAGAUGACAAUGGCAAAGAACUCGGUGCUUUGGCUUGGUAUGCUGUCCACUGUACAAGUAUGAAUAAUACCAACAUGUUCAUCAGUGGUGACAAUAAGGGUUAUGCAUCUUACAUGUUUGAAAAGUUAAAGAAUGGAAAUGAAAGCUUCCCAGGUGUUGGUCCAUUCAUUGCCAUGUUUGCUCAAUCCAACGAAGGAGAUGUGAGUCCAAACACUCGAGGUGCUACCUGUCCUGAUGGUAUUACUCCAUGUGCUCCUGAUUCCACAUGUGAAGGAACUACUCAGAAAUGUACGGCUAAGGGACCAGGUAAAACAGAUUUUGAGUCUACAAAAAUUAUUGGAACGUAUCAAUUUAAGAAAGCUCUUGCAUUGUACAAUGAUAAAGCCAAUUCCAUCGUGUUGAGUGGUCCUAUUGAUUUCAGACAUACUCACUUGAACAUGUCUGAUAUUGUCGUUUCUCCAAAAUAUACAAGUACAGGACAAGUUGGAAAAACUUGUAAGGGAGCGAUGGGCUAUAGCUUUGCUGCUGGUACCACCGAUGGUCCUGGUGAUUUUUCAUUCAAACAAGGAGAUAAUUCGACAAAGGGAAAUCCAUUUUGGAACUUUAUUUCAGGCUUUAUUGCCAAACCAACACCAGAACAAAUUGCUUGUCAAUCACCAAAACCAAUUCUCUUAGAUGUUGGUUAUGCUCAAUUCCCUUAUCCAUGGGCUGUUGAAAUUAAUCCCAUUCAAAUCAUGACCAUUGGACAAUUAGUCAUUAUACCAGUUCCAGGAGAGUUUACAACCAUGUCAGGAAGAAGAUUGAGAAAUACCAUUUGCAAUACUCUCACGACAUUGAAUCCAACGAGAUUCCCUCCUGCUACUACUCGUUGUGUGAUUGCAGGUCUCUCGAAUAGUUAUACUCAAUACAUUGCUACUUUUGAGGAGUAUCAAGCACAAAGAUAUGAAGCUGCCAGUACUUUGUAUGGACCACAUACUCUUGCUGCCUAUCAACAAGAAUAUGACAAGUUGGCCACAGCAUUGGCUACCAAUCAACCAAUUUCACCAGGAUUAAAACCACUCAAUCUUAGCUCUGUUCAAUGGAGUUUUAUUCCUGGAGUUAUUUUGGACACUGUGCCAUUGGGUAAACAUUUUGGAGAUGUCUAUCGUGAUAUUGAUACUACAAGAACUUAUAAAAAUGGAGAUGUUGUUCAAGUUGAAUUUUAUGGUGGUCAUCCAAAGAAUAAUUUAAUGACACAAAAGACCUUCUUGACUGUCGAAAGAUUGAACGAGAAAAAUCAAUGGGUUGCAAUCCUUGUUGAUGGAGAUUGGGAUACCAAGUUCCAUUGGAGACGUGAAUGGUUGAGUGAAUCAGUUAUUACUUGUAUUUGGAGCAUUGGUGAAACCUUUGCUGUUCCACCCGGAACCUAUCGUAUUCAACACUUUGGUUUUUAUAAGGAUUUGGAGCAAAGCGUGUUGCCAUAUCAAGGAACAAGUAGUCCAUUCAGAGUUGUUGCUUAA